Messenger RNA from Baudoinia panamericana UAMH 10762, 438 nucleotides. RefSeq lists its product as uncharacterized. The transcript has 2 exons. Gene Ontology annotation, biological process: respiratory electron transport chain. Bases 1 to 438 code for a protein of 145 amino acids. The record is from RefSeq and is a predicted model, not a curated record. NCBI's taxonomy places the organism in Eukaryota, Fungi, Ascomycota, Dothideomycetes, Mycosphaerellales, Teratosphaeriaceae. Gene Ontology annotation, cellular component: mitochondrion.
AUGUCGACAGCAUCUCCCCUCCGUUACCAAGUGAUCCGUAUCUACAAAGAACUCCUAUACCUUGGUCGAGAGUAUCCGCUAGGUUACGACUACUUUCGACCACGUCUGCACAAGGCUUUCAUCGCGAAGGCUGGCAUGGAAGAUGAAGGUCAAAUUCGGAAGGGUAUCGAGCAAGCCGAGUACGUAAAGAAGGGUAGGUCUGAGCCGAAUGCGUUCCAUGAUGCUAUCGAAAACGGAAUGACUAACAGAAUGAUAGAGAUCGAAGCGUUGUUAGUAUCCCGUAUCAUGAGCCACCAAGGGUAUAUCCAUCGCUUGCCUAGCACUAACGCCGCCCUAGAUACUACCUCAAGCGGUACCGUACGCUCAAGCAACGCUAUGAGAAAACCUGAAUAUCGUGCGCCUCUCUCCGUUGCGGACGUCAUUCAGACGGUCGCUUAG